Molecule: messenger RNA, 801 nt
Organism: Aspergillus steynii IBT 23096
Lineage: Eukaryota; Fungi; Ascomycota; Eurotiomycetes; Eurotiales; Aspergillaceae
Exons: 1
Coding region: 1-801 (266 amino acids)
Biological process (GO): nucleobase-containing compound metabolic process
Molecular function (GO): 3'-5' exonuclease activity; nucleic acid binding
Source: RefSeq, a predicted model, not a curated record
AUGGCGGCUGAACCGGACCUUGAAGCACUCACAGUAUCGUUCGAGAAAGCAACUAUCCAGGAGAACUCGGCUGUCUUCGUCGAUACAAAGAAAGAUGUAGCCGAUCUUGUUGGGGUGUUGGAAAAGCUGCCUGUAAGUCCUCCGUCCUUGUACGUUGAUCUUGAAGGGGCCAACCUUUCACGGCAUGGGAGCGUCUCAGUAAUACAGAUGUUUGUUUUGCCUCUCAACAAGACAUAUGUGAUUGAUGUGCACAAGCUCAAGCAAAAAGCCUUUACUCAGGCAUCGUUGACAGGUUGCACACUAAAAGAGAUUCUCGAAUCAUCCUCCAUCCCUAAAGUAUUUUUCGAUGUUCGCAGUGACUCCGACGCGCUCUAUGGCCAUUUCGGAAUCAAGCUUGCGGGUAUUCAAGACCUCCAAUUGAUGGAACUUGCCACGCGCAGCUUCUCGAAAAAGCUAGUACAUGGUCUAGCAAAGUGCAUCGAGAGAGAUGUCCCAAUGACCGACUCAGAAAAGAAUAGCUGGAAGGUCGGGAAGGAGAAGGGCAGGAAGCUCUUUUCGCCGGCUCAAGGAGGGAGCUUUGAAGUGUGGAACGAUCGUCCACUCUCUGGUGAAAUCAUGCAGUACUGCGUUCAGGAUGUACAGUUCUUGGCCCGGUUGUGGUUGGAGUACAGCCGGAGGUUGACGUCGCUUUGGGCUCCCAAAGUGGAGGCAGAGGUCAGACAGAGAAUUGUUGAUUCGCAGUCGACAGACUUUAUCGAGAAGGGAAUGUGCAGGACAUUAGGACCAGCUGGUUGGGCAUGA